Messenger RNA from Haliotis rufescens (red abalone), 2761 nucleotides. RefSeq lists its product as uncharacterized. Lineage: Eukaryota; Metazoa; Mollusca; Gastropoda; Lepetellida; Haliotidae. The record is from RefSeq and is a predicted model, not a curated record. The transcript is spliced from 2 exons. Bases 94 to 2565 code for a protein of 823 amino acids.
UAUGAAAGAGCCCCGGGCGUCGUGAUCAGUGUUGGUGUGUACAGACAGAACACUUCACAUCCAGCACCUCACAGCUACAGGGACUUGGUUGAAAUGAUCGGUGUCAGAGGCUUGAGUUUGGUGAUCCUCAUGCACGUACUCACGUGGCACGUGACUCACCACGCGGUGGUCUGCCCAGGUGGAUGUCAGUGUUCGCCUACCUCCUUCAUCUGUACAGGUGGCACCAUCUCCAUCACCAGACAUGCAUUCGGGGAUGUCUCCGGGGGAAGUAUUCGUCUGAAGAACGUCACUAUUACCACCAUUGAAGAGGAGGCUUUCUUCAACUUGAGCAGAACAAGUGUGUAUAUUUCUAACUUUGGGGUGGACGUGCUGCCCUCAAGAACAUUUCACAAUGUGUCCUCAUUCUCCUUUUCUCUAUCACAUGGACGAGUCACAACAGUCCAGUCACAAGCCUUCAGCCGUAUGGAUGUUUCAUUCCUGAAGAUACACAAUGUCAACAUCACGACCCUUCAGCCUCACGCCUUUCAGAAUGUCACAGCGUCCUUCUUUGACAUUUAUAAUUCAAACAUCUCGACGAUCGGUUCAAACUCUUUCGGUAAUCUUACAGCAACCUUCCUGAAUAUAUACAACGUAAGCAUCACCAGCAUAGAGUCCCAUGCCUUUGCAAAUGUGAGUGCAUCAUUCAUGAAAAUAUACAACGCAAAUAUCACCACUAUCCAAUCCUAUGCCUUUGUCGGUAUCAAAGUUUCAUCUCUGGACCUGUACAACAUCAUUAUGAAUUCUAUCGGAUCAAAUGCUUUUCACAAUGCAGUCUUCAGUUCUUUCGAUCUAUACAACGCUAGUAUCGCCUCCAUUCAGCCCCAUACUUUUAACAACAUGAGUGUGUCUCAUUUGGACAUAUACAACGCAAACAUCACCACCAUAGAGUCCUAUGCCUUUGUAAAUAUGAGUGCGUCUCACAUGAAUAUAUACAACGUAAGCAUCACCACCAUAGAGUCCUAUGUCUUUGCAAAUAUGAGUGCAUCAUUCAUGAAUAUAUACAACGCAAACAUAACCACCAUAGAGUCCUAUGCCUUUGCAAAUGUGAGUGCAUCAUUCAUGAAAAUAUACAACGCAAAUAUCACCACUAUCCAAUCCUAUGCCUUUGUCGGUAUCAAAGUUUCAUCUCUGGACCUGUACAACAUCAUUAUGAAUUCUAUCGGAUCAAAUGCUUUUCACAAUGCAGUCAUCGGUUCUUUCGAUCUAUACAACGCUAGUAUCGCCUCCAUUCAGCCCCAUACUUUUAACAACAUGAGUGUGUCUCAUUUGGACAUAUACAACGCAAACAUCACCACCAUAGAGUCCUAUGCCUUUGCAAAUGUGAGUGCAUCGUUCAUGGAAAUUAACAACGCAAACAUCACUACCAUAGAGUCCUAUGCCUUUGCAAAUGUGAGUGCAUCAUUCAUGAAAAUAUACAACGCAAACAUCACCACCAUAGAGUCCUAUGCCUUUGCAAAUGUGAGUGCAUCAUUCAUGGAAAUAUACAACGCAAACAUCAAUACUAUUCAAUCCUAUGCCUUUGCCAAUAUGACUUCAUCAUACAUGCGCUUACACAAGGCAAACAUAACCAAUAUUCAAUCCCAUGCCUUUGCAAAUAUCUCUGUGUCAUCAAUGAGUUUAUACUACGCAAACAUCACCACUGUCCAGUCCUAUGCCUUCACAGGCUCUUCCAUCAGAGUCUCCAACUGCAACAUCACAUAUCUCCAGAACUACAGCUUCAAGCGCUCCUCCUCCUCCUCGUCCCUGUCAGACACUGCUAUAACAUAUGUUGGAUGUCAUGCCCUCGAAGGCAUAAUGAGCACCAGAUACGUCAUUGUCGUGAAUAACUGUGACAACGAUGGUAACAAUGACGUCAACGGCACCACGAGCCCAGGAAGAUGCCAGAUAACGUCUUCCUCAAUCACGUGCACAGGCCUGACCACGUUCCCGGGCCUAGUGUCCACGUCAGCGACAUCAGUGACGAUCACCAACUCCACCAUCACUUUACCGACGACUGCAUUUCUCAACAUGCCUAGACUUACAUCAGUGACUUUAAAGGGCGUGAAUGUUUUAACAAUACAAAGACACACUUUCAGCAGCAUCUCAGAAGGAAGAAUAUCCUUUGAGGAUGUCACAAUUGGUACCAUUGAAGGAGAAGCAUUUUUCAACUUGCUGAACACACGUAUUGCUCUAUCUAACAUUGUGAUAGAUGAACUUCCCUCUAAUUGUUUUUGCAGCGUGUCAGCUCAAGCCAUUACGUUAUCUAAAGGACGAAUUGGAAACAUCCAGCCUCAUGCCUUCAACAACCUGACAGCAUCUCUCCUGAUGAUGCACAGUGUACACAUUACCACCAUCCAACCCCAAGCCUUUAGGUUCACGAAUGUGUCACGUAUUAUAAUGCGUGAUGCCGUUAUUACAACCAUUCUUCCCUACGUCUUCGAGAACACAGACACAGCUUCUGUAUCCUUGUCUGACUGUGUUGUGACUAUUAUUCCAGGGCUACUGUUCAGAAGUGAAACUGUUUCGUUUAGGACGAUAGAAUGUUAGCAUUACUAUUCGUAUGCAGAAGCAUCCAACGCUAACAUAAGUAUUUCUCAUUCACGAACCUGCAUCCUCCUACAACAAUCACUGCACUGAUUUACAUGUAUCUAAGGCCUCGUCGUUGGAGACGUGCUCACAGAGGAAUGACGAUGCUGCAGUUGAAAAUUCGGAGAUCGGUGAGGUGAGGUAAAAUGGGGUUUAA